UUCCCUCUCUCCCUCCCUUCCUCUCGCUCUCCCACACACAGCUGCUGUUUUCUUCCUCCUCUCCAAACUUUAGGAACUUGUUUUGUUGAAGAGAUGUUUCUGGUCGCUCUGAAACUCAAAGGAGUUUUUCUUUUUAAUUAUAGCAUACUUAAGUUCACACCUUCAAAGGCUCUCUUUGACGUCUGGCGUUUUUGGCCUUGUCAUUUUUUCCCCUGCCUCCUUUGAAAUGGAUUACUCUUCGCACAAGAUGUAUUCUGGUAUAGGCCAAGCCUAGACUAGCCUUUUCUCAUCUUGUUUAUAUUAAAUCCCGUUCAACUCUAUGCCGCUGGAGGACAGUCAGUCUUUGUCAUGGGAUAAUUUCAUUUUCCUAAAGCAACUUCAAGAGCUUGAUUGAACAUUUGGAUGGCAGACCUGCAUCUUGACUCAAGGCAGAAAAAAAAAAAAAGAAAUAAAAUCUGACCUGAUCUCUUAUAGCUAUCAUGGGAAAGGAGCUGGAGAGUCACUUUGAAAGAAAGUACUAGCGGUCCUCACUAAAGCUCCAAGACAAACCACAAGAAUUCUAAGCAGCACUUGGAGUUUCUCUCUGAAUCAUUGGAUACCAGACGAGCAUGAGGAACAGUUCUGUUUAUUAUCUUACCGGUAAAUACUUAAAAGCCGGGGAAGCAUAAUGGAAAGGCUGUGUUUGUAGAUUCAGAUUAGUAUUACUGGGAUUGGAUAAUCAUGGACUAUAUUAUGCUUGCCAUCACCACAUGCACAGAAAUCAGAAUAACAUCUAAAAUUGGCAUAACCUCAGAUAGUUCAUGCCAGGUGUAAAUUACAGAGGAUUUUGUUUACAGUUUAGACCAUUAAAAGGGGAAAACGAACGGUUGUGGAUCUUACUAAACUGUUUUAAUUCAAAUACAUUAUUUUUUGUGUUAUCUUUACAUUUUGGCGAUACCAAAGUUUAUCUUUAUCAUCCAAAAAGACGCUUAAAAAGGAAAAUAUUUGCCACUGAGGAGGUUACUAUAGUAAACUAAAGUUUUAGCGACAACAUAAUUAGACACUUGUCUCACGACACAACGAGUAUACAAACACUUAUAAAAGCUGCAUGUUGAAAAUCGUGUCGUGGUUUACUGAAAGCCACGUCAAAAUAAUUGAAGUUACGUAAGUCCUACCUUAAAAGAUUGCGCUUUGAAUAUUACCUUCAGGAAAGAAAGAAAAACCGAUUAACUUAAAAUAGCUUGUCAUUAACACAGUGAGGUGCUUUGCGCAACCAUCUUUUUAUUAUUCUGACCAUAAGUAGUCUGUAUGAGUGUAGGAAAACAAGUGUGUGAGAAGGUAAAAGCGCGUAUCUGACAGCAGAGCUGCUCAUUCACCUGGUGCACGCGGACGCGAGCAGCGCAGCCACGCACUUUGGGGUUUGUUCCAUUGCUCAGUGCGCGCGCUCCCCGAAGACAACCCGGCGUUACAUAGCUGCGCACCCGAGCCUCUCAGCUGUCAACCGACCAUGUGGUUCAUCAAUCUGACUUUGCUCGUUCUCAAACUCUUUGCGUCUGCGGAAGGAUUCUCCACGUGCCAUUCCUACAACUUAGACGACCACAAGUCCAAAAGGAUCGAGGCUGUGCGCGGGCAGAUUUUGAGCAAGCUGCGCAUUCGGAGUCCACCGGAUCCCGAGGCGAGCCCGACACCGCAGCCUGUCCCGGCGGAGGUGAUGCUGCUUUAUAACAGCACGAAGGAGCUGCUGAAGGAGCGCGCGCGCCAUGCGGAGGCCGCGUGCGAGCGGGAGAGCAGCGAGGAGGAUUAUUACGCCAAAGAGGUGCAGAGGGUCAACAUGAUGCCGCUGCGCACUGAUACCAACUCGAUCAGCCCGGGUCCUCAGAGUCCGUACUUCAGGAUAGUGGGCUUCGACGUCACCAACGUGGAGCGAAACUCCAGCACUUUGGUCAAAGCAGAAUUUCGCAUCUUUAGAGCGCCAAACCCACAGGCGCGCGCCACAGAGCAGCGAGUGGAAAUAUACCAGAUCCUGAAAUCUGAGGAUGUGACGGCCCCGUCUCAGAGGUACAUCGACUCCAGAACGGUGGAGCCUCGAGCCAAGGGAGCGUGGCUUUCUGUGGACGUCACAGAGACUGUGAAGGAGUGGAUGGCGUUCAGAGAGAGAAAUCUUGGCCUGAAGAUCAGCGUUCACUGUCCCUGCUGUACUUUCGUACCUUCUACAAACAAUAUCGUUCCUAACAAGAGCGAAGAGCUGGAAGCCAGGUUUGCAGGCAUUGACGACGAUCUUAUAAAACAGACCAGGAAACCAGGUGUGACCAAAGGACAGAUUGAAUUCAGCACAAAAACUCCCCAUCUGAUCUUAACCCUGCUGCCCACUGACCGGCUGGACAGCCCUAUCAAGAAAACUCGCAAGAAGAGAUCUGCAGCAGACACCUCCAUAUGCACACGGAAUGAUCAGGGCUGCUGUCUGAGGUCUCUCUAUAUUGAUUUCCGCCGGGACUUGAACUGGAAGUGGAUCCACGAACCCAAAGGCUAUAAAGCAAAUUUCUGCGCAGGGAACUGUCCUUACCUGUGGAGUGCGGACAACCACUACAACAUGAUUCUCCCUCUGUAUAAUAAAAUGAAUCCAGAAGCAUCAGCGUCUCCGUGUUGUGUUCCUCAGGACCUGGAGCCUCUCACCAUUGUUUAUUUCCUAGGCCGGACCCCUCGGGUGGAACAGCUCUCCAACAUGGUGGUCCGUUCCUGUAAGUGCCGCUAAUGCAGAAGAUCUCAUAUGGAGGACAGGAAACAGGUGGAUUAGAGAAGAACAAAGACAUAUGCUGCGUCCGAAACCGCAUACUUCCAUACUUUAUAGUACGCCAAAAUCAGUAUGCGAGCCGAGUAGUAUGUCCAAAUACAUAGAAUUCGAAAAUCAGUAUGCGAGAAGUACCCGGAUGACUU
This is a messenger RNA of Danio rerio (zebrafish), 2913 nucleotides long. NCBI's taxonomy places the organism in Eukaryota, Metazoa, Chordata, Actinopteri, Cypriniformes, Danionidae. The record is from RefSeq and is a predicted model, not a curated record.